Messenger RNA from Homalodisca vitripennis (glassy-winged sharpshooter), 2618 nucleotides. RefSeq lists its product as uncharacterized. The transcript is spliced from 8 exons. NCBI's taxonomy places the organism in Eukaryota, Metazoa, Arthropoda, Insecta, Hemiptera, Cicadellidae. The record is from RefSeq and is a predicted model, not a curated record. The coding region runs from base 262 to 1152 and encodes 296 amino acids.
GCUUCUGCUAGAGUAGUGGUAGUAGACUAAUUAGUAAAACGAAUAACGAUAAGUUCCGUGAUUUAGUGAUUCACUGUUGGAAUUUGUCAUCAGAUUAGUAAUUAGAGUUACUAGGAAUAGUAUUUUCAAUUGAGCUAUGUAAUUUUAAAAUCUGUAUUCUAAUUACUUUGAAUAUUUAGUUUGCAGAAGUGUGGAGAGUUUUUAAUGGAAUAAUGUUUAUUAGUGAUCCCACAAGAGUAAAUAACAUCGUAGUUAACAGUCAUGCUCCAAAUAUCGGCCAAUCAUUUUGAAAGUCAUGGGUAUAAAGAAAAAAAGAAAUCGAAUUUCAUUUGCAAACUGUUUAAACGCAAGAAAACUCUUAUUGAAAAAAGCUGUGUAAAGAUUGAGAAUACAUUUUUCUCCAAAAUGGACCAAGGCGACAACGAUUCAGGUGUGGGAGUGACGCGCGUACCGUCGACACUGUCGGUGCGUGAUGUGACGGUGGUGCCCUGCACCCCCUCCCCCCACCCCUCCACUCCUGCACGGCUCAGGGACAUAGACACCGACAUGGAGGCCUUACGCAUCUCCCGCCACGACAAUCCCUUCCUCAAGCAAGUGCUUGCCAGCCGGGAAAGUUUAGCAGACAGCCUGGAAGAGUCAGAGUCUGACGAUAUCAACUUAAUGUCUCAGGAGUUCUCCGGAGACUUUGGGACUGAUCCAUUCUCUCUGCCGGAGGUCCACCAGCACAUGAUCCGGUCCCCCCCACCCACCUCCUGGCCUCGCUCACCCAACUUCAAAAUGUUCCGGUUUCCCACAGAUGGGGAUCAAGACUCAGCUCAGGAGAGUCCACACAGGAGGAGUCCUUCGAGGAUUUCAGUUUCUCCUAGGCACGAUAAGUCAAGUGAGAUCUUGCAUGUUGUUUUAGAUGGUGUAGAGACUUGCUUUAUUUCAGAAGAGAUCGGAAGAGGUUCUUCCAGUUGUGCUGUUUCCCCUCGACUGAGUCUCAAUUUGAGGCCACAUCAAAGGUCCAGCAGUGGCGAUAGCAAAGACAGAAGUUUCUCACUGUUGACGCCUGCGCCACUGAGGUCACUGUCAGAUGUACGACGUCUACAUUCCCGCUCGUGUGAGGAGAGUCAACAGCUGGUAGUCACAGAGCCUGCUGGGAAACAUUAACUGGAGUGCUGGUCGCUCUACCUCUACUAGUCAACUGUACAGUAUGCAACCGUAACCGUUACGGCUAUAACUUACUAUUAAGUCUACAGCAUGUACAAUGUUUUAUCAAUGUUAACCAAAACAGAUAGUGUUUGGAUAAAUUAUUAGGUUGUGUAAAUUCCACAGGUUGUUUGUAGUAAUUUUAUUGAAAUUUUAAAUCCCUAACUUCUGUGCAUUAUUAAAGCAAAUCUUUAGUGGUUUUAAACUUUUGUAACAUAAUAGCGUAAUUAUUGAUCCUGUGUAACUGUACACAAUAAGGGUUAUUGGUCUCAUCAUGCUACAAAGAGUGAGAAAUAAAUACAGUAUUGCAAUAAUAGUAAAAAAAUGUAUUAGUGAUUUUUUAGUUCAGUUCUGGUUUAGUUCUUUAUAGAAAACAAUAUUUGUUCUAAUAGUUCUAGAACUUGAAAUUAAACAUUACUUUUUCACAACUUAGGGUGUAAUAAAGAGUGUGAAUACAUACUUCUUUAGGAAACCUGUAGGAUUUUCAUAUAACAUCAAAAUAAUAUGCAUUUUUAAUUGCCUUUAAAAAUGAAUUAUAUUAAAACUGUUAUAGCAUUAUACUUGUACUCACAGGUAUUUAUCUGAAUUUGUUUGCCUAGCGUAAAAAAUUAAAUUAUAUUUUUUAUUUGAGUAAAAGUAGCAUUAAAAGUUUUUAUUAAAUCAACUUUAACUGGUAAAUGGAAUGGAUUAAUUAAAUUGUAUUAUUACAAACACUGUAUGUAAAUUGAUGCCUAAUUAAAUAUAUUACAUUAUAAAAUUCAAUUUGUACUUUGUUAUUCCAUUUAAAAUUAGAAGACAAUGUUAUUCAUUUGUGAUUUAUUUUAAAAUGGCUAAGUUAUUUUAAUGACUUAAACUCAUUACUGAAACUAUACUAUUUAUUACUGUGUAAAGAAGAAUAUUUCUUAUUUCAACUUGUUUUUGUUUACAACCCUAUUUUUAGAUUAACAUAUUAAGACUAUUUUAUUGACAUUGUCCUUAAACUCUAAUAUUAAUACAUUUUAUUUAUACAUUUUCUUUCUACAUUUUUAUUCUACUUACUCCUAACUACUUUCUUCAGUAAUUCUAAGUAAAAAAGCACAGAAAGUAUAAUCAUGACACAUUUUUCAGAAUUUUAGUCAUUUUUUUUAUAAUGAUUAUCUUGACAAAUUUAGGUUUUAUAACCACAGGAUUUCCUAAAGUAAAAACCUAAUAUUUUAUUUCUAAAGACAUAACUAAAUUGUUCUCUAUUUAAUAUUCUAUAAUUUUAGCAUUUAUUUAAUUUAUUUGGCUUAAGUGAUAUAACGACCAAAGAUCUUUCGAAUAUUUAUUUUAUUUUAUUUGUUUUAUUUUUGAAGAAUACACUUCUAUUAAGUUUGAAUGACAUGUUAUUUGUACAAUUUUGUAUUUCACAGCAUAGAUUAAAAAAAAAAAACAUGACUCGAGGAAAC